AUGCCCAACAGCAGUUCCGUCACUGAGUUCCUCCUCCUGUCAUUGGGAAACACACAGCAGCUGCAGCUCCUGCACUUCUGGAUCUUGCUGGACAUCUACCUGGCUGCCCUCCUGGGCAACGGCCUCGUCAGCACAGCCGUAGCCUGUGACCAGCACCUGCAUACCUCCAUGUACUUCUUCCUCCUCAACCUGGCCCUCCUCGACCUGGGCUGCAUCUCCACCACUCUCUCCAAGGCCAUGGCCAAUGCCCUCUGGAACACCAGGGCCAUCUCCUACACAGAAUGUGUUGCACAGCUCUUUUCCUUUGUCUUCUUCAUCUCAGCAGAGUAUUCCCUUCUCACCAUCAUGUCCUAUGACCGUUACAUUGCCAUCUGCAAGCCCCUGCACUACGGGACCUUGUUGAACAGCAGAGCUUGUGCCACCAUGGCAGCAGCUGCCUGGGGCACUAGGUUUCUCCAUUCCCUGCUGCAUACUGCCAGAACAUUUUUCUGCCAUGGCAAUGAUGUGAACCAGUUUUUCUGUGAAAUCCCCCAGAUCCUCAAGCUCUCCUGCUUAGCCUCCUACUUCAGGGAAGUUGUGAUUCUCAUUUUUAGUGUCAGUUUAGCCUUUGAGUGCUUUGUUUUCAUUGUUAUGUCCUAUGUGCAGAUCUUCAUGGCUGUGCUGAGGAUGCCCUCUGAGCAGGGACGGUACAAAGCCUUCUCCACCUGUCACCCUCAGCUGGCCAUGGUCUCCCUGUUUCUCAGCACUGCCUUUUUUGCCUACCUGAAGCCUUCCUCUGUCUCCUCCCUAUCCAUGGACCUGGUGUUGGCACUUCUGUAUUCGGUGGUCUCUCCAGCAGUGAACCCCCUCAUCUACAGCAUGAGGAACAAGGAGGUCAAGGAUGCAGUGAGGAAAGUGAUGACCAAAUGUGUUUAA
This is a messenger RNA of Coturnix japonica (Japanese quail), 915 nucleotides long. Its product is annotated as olfactory receptor 14J1-like. Gene Ontology annotation, molecular function: olfactory receptor activity; G protein-coupled receptor activity. Gene Ontology annotation, biological process: G protein-coupled receptor signaling pathway. NCBI's taxonomy places the organism in Eukaryota, Metazoa, Chordata, Aves, Galliformes, Phasianidae. Gene Ontology annotation, cellular component: membrane. The record is from RefSeq and is a predicted model, not a curated record.